Messenger RNA from Pantherophis guttatus, 8634 nucleotides. RefSeq names its product SEC16 homolog A, endoplasmic reticulum export factor (gene SEC16A). The record is from RefSeq and is a predicted model, not a curated record. Gene Ontology annotation, biological process: Golgi organization. NCBI's taxonomy places the organism in Eukaryota, Metazoa, Chordata, Lepidosauria, Squamata, Colubridae. Gene Ontology annotation, cellular component: endoplasmic reticulum exit site; ER to Golgi transport vesicle membrane.
AGAUGGCGGCGGCGGCGGCGGCUGGGCUCGCUGCUACUGAGGCUGUGGCGACGGAAGGAACCGGCGCCGGCGGCCGCGCGUGCUGAGGGAGACCCUGCCCCCACAGCUUGUGCAUAUGAAGGCAAGCCCGCCCUGCUCCAUCUACUGCUCCUCUUCAGGUGGCAAGUGACUCGGUUCCACUUUGAUUAUGCAGCCCCCUCCUCAGACAGCUCCCCCGGGGGUUGGAGGCCCUCCUCCUCUCGCCCCCUCCUGGAACAUGCAUUGGCGAAAUGGCCCCUACGGUAGGCGUGCAAACGCCCCCACCUCUGCAGCAGCAGCAGCGACUGGACCUGUGCAACCGGUGACAGACCCCUUCGCCUUUGGCAAACAAGGCCCCCGGAGCUCCCCACUGAGCAAUGUGCCCCACGGAGACCCAGGCUCUUCUUCAUUGGCUUUCCCUCCAUCGGCUGCUCCCCUUCACCUCUCUUCUGGGCACCUUCCUCACGCGCCCGCUCCAUCGUUAACGUCUGUCUCGGCCUCCCAUUCAGAAGCUGGGGGCUCCUUUUCCAUUUCCACAGCCUCCAUGUCGGCCUUCCCCAAAGGGGUCCACAACAGCACCGAAAUGCAUCCAAGCACAGAAAACGCCCCCCGCCCCCCAGUGGAACCACCUCAGCCCAUGAGAAUCGGCUCUGAAAAUUCUCUUUCGGCUUCUGUCCCGGACAGGCUGCCGGGUGGGCCCGACGUGAGUAGGAAUCCAGGCAACCCCGGUGCGGCCCCCCCAUCAUUGCCGGCCUUCUCCCUCCUUCAGCAGACGGUGCCUCAGUGGAUGCCUCCCCAAAGCUCUGCGUAUUUGCCUUCCCCAGAGCCCCUGUCCCGGAAUUCCUUUGGGAGUGCUGCCCAUUCCAGCAGCUCUGUUUCCCAGCCGGGCCCCCAGCUGGAUCGCCACCCGACUCCCCCUCAUCAGCCUGGGUUCCCUGGUGUCCCCCAGGCCCCCUACAUGCUCGCCGAGGCAUCCAAUGUGACUCUGCCCCCCAAUAGCACUUGGCAGAGCCCCGGGGGCACCGGUGUUUGGGCUGGCCAGCUCCCCCAAGAACACUUUUACUUGCAGCCCCUGGAAGCCACGUAUCCCUCGGGCCACCCCACUUCUCAGGAAAACAGCCCCCCCGGCCACGCCCAAGGGGUGUCUGAGGCAGGGAGCAGGCAGUGCCCAGAUGAGGCCGAUGCGGGGACAAUUUCAAUGUUCUUCAAGGGAGACGAGGCGGAGAACGAGGAGAUACUGUCAUCGGAGGCCAGCAGCCAUGUUGCCAGACCAGACGUGGAUGCUUUCCAGCAGACCAUGGGCCACACCUAUUACCAGCCUUUGCACGGCCCGCAAGGGCUGCCGGCUCAUUUUGCGCCAGCCCAGGCUAAUGCACCUCUGGCAGCAGAGGCAGCGCCCAAAGAAGCGGACGCCCAGCGCUUCCUUAGAACGGCGGUCAUUCAGCAGGCCAGUGAGAAGGCGCCCUUCCCGGGAGAGGACCGAGCCAGCCACGUCCCACAAGCAGGAAGCUGCUCUGCCAGCGGGCAGUAUGAAAACAUGGAAAACCAGGAGUGCGUUCAGAACCAGGAGGUUUUGCCAAGGGAGCCCCUGUCACAGAACCCUUCGUCCCCAGGGAUGGCAUCGGACUCCAGCCGCUACGCCUCUCUGGCCCCACUGCUCCCAAAGAACCAUGUCGGGAGCCACAUGGAAGGAGGACCCAACCUGGAGGCCCCCAGCGUGCUCCCACGGCCCGUCCGGCCUGACAGCGUCUCUUCCAACUAUAGCAACUUGAGCCCCAGGAGCAUGGCUGGCACUGCCCGGCCGCAAGAGCCGGGCACGUUCAUUCAGCAGGAAAGCGGGAAACCCGAGCAAGAGGCUUCCCGCUUCUUUUUUAAGCAGGUCGACUCCUCUCCUCUGGGAGCAGAUGUGGGGGAGCAGGAGCCUGGCAAGAAUUACCACAGCCCCCCCUCCCAGGCGCUGACGCCGAGCCCCCCCAAACCCAUGGGAGUGUUUCACACCAGUGUCAACAGCUCCUUUGAGCCAGUCAGAGCCCACAGCCUGGGGGUGAAGCCCACAGAGACCGAUCAGGCCAAGGUGGUGGCCGAGCUGCGAGAGGAUCGUCCCAACCCGAGGAGUAGCCAGAGGAGCUCUGCGGUUGCCGUGGCCUCCCCAGGGAACCUGGAGCAACCUCCUGACAACCUGGAGACCCUCUUCCUGCCCCCAGGCCACCCCUUGCCCCUCUCCCUCGUGGGCGGCAGCGGAAGCCCCCGGCAGCUUCCUUCCAGUGGGGCAGGGAUGGAGAAGAGGCCGACCACCAGAGCUCAGGGACUGGGAAAGAAGUGCGAGAGCCCAGCCACCACUCUUUGGGCGCACAACGAACUGCCCAGUUUUGGGGGCAAUGUGCUCCUUGCCCCCGCCGCCCCUGCGGUCUACGUCCCGGCCAAGCCAUCCCCACAGGUGGUCCAGCCCCCGGAGGAAGCGUUGCCGAGCAAGCCGGGGUCUCAAGCCGGAAGCCUCCCGUCUGAAAAUUUGGAAAACCCUCCCAAGCUGGGGGACGAAGAGGCGGUUGGCUCUCAGGGAAGCCUGGGUUAUGCCAGCCUCCUUUCCUCGCCCCCGACGGAGACGCUUCAGAACCAGCCGAUCUUGCUUGCCCAACCGAGUCAGUUUGGCAGCUUGGCCCUGCCUGCCGGUCCCUCUCUUGCCCUCCAGCUGGGCCAGCCCGAGAAGAACCACUCGGCCAAGGACCUGGGCGCCAGUGGGGCUCCUCUGCCUCUGCUGGGGAAGAGCAGGAGCUGCAGCUUGACCGGGGAAAACCCACCUGGUGGCUUAGCUCACUCAAAUCCUAGUUUCUUCCACUGCCCACUUAGCGCAGCUGAAACUGCAACCCCCAAAUCCCUGCUUCAGUCUGGGUCUCAUGGUCCCCUCAACUUAGCCAUGGAAGCCCCCCAGCCUCCUGCUGCGGAAGGGCUGCCUUUGGAAAGUGCUGGCCAACCCACAGCCGGUGUUCCUCUCUCCCACGUCAGCGGUGCGACUCCCAUUGUGGGGCCCAGCAACAGCCUUCCCGGCUGGUCACAAAACGCUCCCCAUUGCCAGGAGCUUUCCAAACCUCUGGAUUUGGCAGGAGUGAAGUCUCAGGAGCACAGCAGGGCAGGGCCCGGCUCCCUGGGGCUCAGCCAGCUCCUUUUGGGUGGCCAGAUGUUUCCUCUGGCCCCCGGACCGGCUGGCCCCGGUGACCCCCAGGCUCGAGGCCCGCAGCAGUUCUACCGGCAGGUAACAAAGGACUGGGUGCCCGCGAUGCCCUCCAAUCGAGGGGUGCCUUUGGAGCAGGCUCCCGCAGCUACUGGGCACUCUUCCGCUUCCCCCAACCUCCAGAUGUUUCCCGGAAACCCCUGUGCUCCGGCGCCGAGUCCGAAGCCUUGCCCCAGUGGUCCCGUGGAAGGCAGUUCAGCCCUCCCACCACCCAGCCAUCCUCAGCCGGGCACCGACUUCAGGCAGGAUCCCCGCAUCCCCCCUGGCAUGGGGCCUCCUCCUCCUCCUCCACCUGGAUCCAUAGCCCCAAGUGGCCCCCAACCUGCUCAUCCCCUUUCGCUCCACGAGCAGCAGUACCCUUCUUCACAGAACCCCCAGAACGCCUACGGCCCGCCCCUCAACUCCUACUACUACUACCGGCACCCGUAUGACAGCUACGCCUACCCACCGGUGGAUCCUAGAGCUGCUCACCUUUACUACCAGGACGCGUAUGGCCAGUACAACUCUUCCUACAACCAGUACGACCAGUCUGCUGCCUAUCGAGACGCUGGGAGCUACUGGUACCCUGAACCUGAGCGCCCCAGUUCAAGAGCCAGCCACACUUCGGACAGGCCCCAGUCGAGACAAGAUUAUCCCGAUGACUAUUACAACACCAAAAGUGGAUGGAAUGGCUACUAUGGAGACUAUUACUCAAAUCCGUAUGAUAACGGAGAUCGUUACUCUUCAAAUUAUGAUGCCAGAUUCCGAGAUCCUCGGCUUUAUGACCAGAGGUAUUGGUACAACACGGAUCAGAACCAAAAGAAAGAAGCCUAUCAGCAGGGAAACAGUAAUGACCGGUAUGAAGACCAUUGGCGAUACGACCCUCGUUUUGUGAGCAGCUUUGAUGACGACUUGGAGCCGCGCAAGGAUCCGUAUGGGGAUGACAGUGACUGGCGCAGCGUCCACAGCGAGCAUUCGGGACACAGCCUGCACAGCUCCCACAGCCUCCGCAGCCGCCAAAGCAGCUUCAGCUCCCGUUCUCAGCAAAGCCAGCGGUAUCGAAGCAACCACGACUUGACCGUCAAUGCCUACGAUGGCGACCCUCCGCCAACCUCCCUCCGCACAGACUAUUCCUCCGGGGGAUACUACAUCAACCAGCCACCGUUGAACAGUUACAAUCCCGUAGCCCAGAUUCCUUGGGCAGGUGUAGAACAAGUCCCUUCCAGACCUUUGACUCCCGAGAAGUUUUCCGUACCCCACGUGUGUGCAAAAUUUGGGCCCGGGGGUCAGCUGAUAAAAGUGCUACCCAACCUUCCCUCCGAAGGCCAGCCAGCCUUGGUCGAGAUCCACAGCAUGGAGAUGGUCAUGCAACACUUUUCGGAGCAAGAGGAGAUGAGGGCUUUUCCCGGUCCUCUCACCAAAGACGACACCCAUAAAGUGGACGUGAUUAAUUAUGCCCAGAAUAAGGCCACCCGCUGCUCUCAGAACAAUGCUCUGAUUGACAAGGAAUCUGCUCGGCUUCUCUGGGACUUUGUGGUUCUCCUGUGCAGGCAAAACGGGACAGUGGUGGGCACGGAUAUUGCCGAGCUUCUGCUGCAGGAUCAUAAGACCGUGUGGCUGCCUGGGAAGUCACCCAACGAAGCCAACCUGAUCGACUUCACCAAUGAGGCUGUGGAGCACGUGCCUGAAGAGAGUGGAGAAGCUCAGCUGUCCUUCCUGACGGACAGCCUCAUCGCCACCAUUGACAGCCUCGAGAAGGAAACGGAGCGCUUCCGAGAGCUGCUGCUUUAUGGACGGAAAAAGGAUGCUUUGGAAUCUGCCAUGAAACAUGGGCUGUGGGGCCAUGCAUUGUUGCUUGCCAGUAAAAUGGACAGCAGGACGCAUGCUCGAGUGAUGACCAGAUUCGCCAACAGUCUCCCGAUAAAUGACCCACUGCAGACCGUUUACCAGCUGAUGUCUGGUAGGAUGCCCGCAGCCUCGACCUGCUGUGGAGAUGAGAAGUGGGGAGACUGGAGACCUCACCUGGCAAUGGUCCUGUCCAACCUGACGAAUAACACGGACGUUGAGUCAAGGACAAUCGUCACCAUGGGGGACACGCUGGCUUCCAAAGGCCUCUUGGAUGCUGCUCACUUCUGCUACCUGAUGGCCCAAGAGGGUUUCGGCGUCUACACCAAGAAGACCACCAAGCUGGUGCUGAUUGGUGCAAACCACAGCUUGCCUUUUCUGAAGUUUGCCAGCAACGAGGCCAUUCAGCGGACGGAGACCUAUGAGUACGCGCAGUCCCUGGGGACUCAGCCAUGCUCCCUGCCCAAUUUCCAGGUGUUCAAGUUUAUCUAUGCUUGCCGGCUGGCUGAGAUGGGGCUCAUUGCACAGGCCUUUCAUUACUGCGAAGUGAUUUCCAAAGCCAUCCUGACAAACCCCGGUUGCUAUUCGCCGGUUCUUAUCAGCCAGGUGAUCCAGAUUUCCUCUCAAUUGCGGCUCUUUGACCCUCAGAUAAAGGAGAAGCCUGAGCAGGAAUUAUUUAUUGAGCCCAACUGGCUAAUUCAUCUCCGACACUUAGACGGGCAGAUUAAGGAGGGCUCCUUCGGCUACAGCAUAGGGAGAGCCACACCCCAGCAGUAUUCCUCCAGCACGCCAAGCUCAGAGCACGACCACACCAGUCAGAACGAAGGCCUGGGAGGCGGCCUAGAUGUGAGCUCCAACAACCCGUUGUUGGCCUCCCUGCUGCCCAACAUGGUCCAGCCCGUCCAGCUGAUGCCUUCAGCUCCUCCUACCAUCCUGGAUGGCACCGUGGCUCUGACCCCCCCUUCCCAACAGGAGCCUGCUGCUGCUGUUCCUUCCUGCUCCGUGGUACCUGCCUCUAUGGGCCUGGGACCUGGCUCUCCGAACCACUAUGGAGCCGAGGUGAACCCCAUGUACGGGGGGUCAGCGGUGCUGCCAGCAGGUCUACCUCCUCAAAGCCCUGAGCUGCAGCCGCACGAGAGGACCCAGCACGAAGCAGGGGUGGCUGAACCUCCCGCAUGGAAGGCAGUUCCAAAGUCCGGAGAGGAAGACUUCUACAGGAAGAUGGAAAUCAUGGGCCCAGGCCGACGAUCCCGAUCGACCUCCCAGUCUUCGGCCCACAUGGGCCUGGGGCGGCGGUCUCGGACCACCUCGGAGUCCUCCGUGCAUUCUGUUGGCCGGGAGAGGCGAAACUCCGCCGCCAAGCAGCCUUCUCCACCUCCACCCUCGAUCCCCGAAAGGAAGAAAACCUCCAAAGAAGCCAAGGAGGAGCUGGCACCUCAAAAAAGCUGGCUUCGUUGGCUAAUGGGGAAAACCAAACAUGAAGCUCAUCUUCCUGAUGAUAAGAACAAGUCGAUUGUUUGGGAUGAAAAGAAACAGCGGUGGGUCAACCUGGAUGAACCGGAAGAGGAAAGCAAACCCCCUCCCCCUCCCCCCACAGCAUUGCCUCAGGCUGUUUCCUCUGGAUUAGCAGGACCUCCCAAUGCUUCCAUCAACAUGUUCUCCAGGAGAGCAGCUGGAAGUAAAGUUCGCUACGUGGACAUUAUGAACCCAGGCAAAGCCAAAUCUCCUGUUCCUGCUCUAGCUCCAGCUGACCUGUUCGCUCCCUUGGCCCCGAUGCCCAUCCCUGCCAACAUGUUUGUACCCAACUCAGUUCCUGAAGAGCAGACACCGCUGGAGGGUGGAGUGGCUCAAGAUCAGAUGGCACCAGGAAACGACACCAACCCUGAGUCAACUGGAGAAGUCCCAUACUUAAAUUCUGCUGCAUUUCCACCUGGGCCUGAGCUUCCUGUGUUGAAUCCAGGGGACGCCCAGUCUGGAGAGCUUUCGCGCUCUAGUUCAAUGAGUUCAUUAUCCCGUGAAGUCAGCCAGCAUUUAAAUCAGGCAUCUUCUGGAGAUCCCCCAACCAGUGCUGUCCAGUUCUACAAUCCGUCUCAGUUUGCACAGCCUCCUGCAGCUCCGGCUAGCUCCCGACUUGGCAGAAUCGGGCAGAGAAAAUACCCCACCUUAAAAUAGCAUCCAUUCGGUCUCUCAGCCAGGCCAUCGCACAAGAAGUCCCCAAAGAUGUCACGGGGUGCCAGUGCAGUUUCUCAAAUUGAGAAUCCAUCUGGGUGGCUCCCCCACGGAGACCGUGGCCGACGUUGAUUACCACAUGCCCUCCUCGUUACCCAAAAGCUUGGCUGAGAUGGUCGAACGUCAAGAGGGACUGGAGAAAUCAACCCACAGGAAUGCAGCUGGGGCUGCCUCAGCCCGAAGGCCCCCCUUUUUCCUCCUCGGCUUUGCUAAAAUCCAGCUGCUCCUUCUACGACAAGACUUUUCCCGUGUCACCUUUUAACAUGACAGUUUGUGGCCUUACAGGGAUCGGGGCAUUGUUUUUAUGCAUAUAAACCACUACUUGGGGUUUAUUGCUCAUCUGGCACAUUAACAGAAUGGGUGGGGAUUUUCUUUUCCUAUCGACUUUCCCUUGCUCCCAACCUUCAUGGAGGGAAAACGUAGCUGAUCCAAAUAAACAGAAAUGUAUAAUGAAUAGGGGGAAAGAAAAAGAAAAAAAAAAAACUGUGACUUGUAAUCUUAAGAUUUCCUUGGAAGUGGAUUUUCUUUAGUGUAUAUGUAGUUUGCGUCUUAGGCUCCUUGUAAAACGAAUUGUAGAGUCAAGAGCGGAAGCUCUUUGUAUAGCAUUUUGCAUUGUUCUCCUUCUGAUAAUUCCUCCUGAAAGUGCAAUAUGGCUCCUUUCUGAAACUCUGAUCCCUCCAAUAACUCCAUAACAGCUCAAAAGGGCUUAGCAUUUUAUUUUUUAAAAUUUGUGGAAGUUUUCCUUCUUCCAUCUCAGACCUUUCCCCCUUUCCCACGGGCCCAGCUCAUAAUUUACCUGGCCGUCCCUUUUUAAAAAAAACUAAUCAAAUUAGCAAGCCUCUCUAACAAGAGACAUGAACUAGGUCUCAGGUGGAGUUGCGGGAACUCUUCAAAGCUGUCAUAGGUUGUGCUAACAUCCACGUAAGUCUGAUCAGCGACAACUAAUUGUUGGUGCAGUAAAAGCCAGUCCAGAAGACCAAUGCUCGAGUCAAGAAAUGCAGAGCGUAUUUUUUAACGUUGAUGCUCGACUCUGUGGCUUAAUUCUACAUAUCUGGGUUCUGGAGAGUCUUAAACACAUUUCCAAGGAUUUUUGUGGUGAAGAGUUGUAAAAAAAAAAGGCAGAACUUGUCUCAGCCACGUGCUGGCCUCUCUUCUAGUCAUCUUGAAUUUGUUCAAGAUGUUUUUUGUCCCUUUAGACCUCUGCCUCUGUGUCGAUGACCACUGCGCAUUUUUCCACUUCCAAGUUUUCCUCCACCCAGAAGAGCCACUCUCUGUCCUAAAUGUUACAAACGACACUGUACAUUCUUAAAAUAAAAAUAUUUUGCGCAUCUGGA